UUCAUUGGCUUACUUUUACUAAUGGCAAUCUCGUUUUUCGGUCUCGCCAUUUUCCUUUUUCUUACCCUUGACUCCGAUUUCACCUCUUUCCCCGUCUCUGCUGCUUCUGAAGGCGUCCAGUUGGCACAUGGUUCAAUGAUCAAGUUGAUGCAUGAGAGAACAAAGUUUAGGUUGCAUUCACAUGAUGUACCAUAUGGCUCUGGUAGUGGGCAGCAGUCCGUCACUGGUUUUCCCAACGUUGAUGACUCAAAUAGCUAUUGGAUUGUUAGACCUGUAUCAGAUACCAAUGCCCAACAAGGGGAUACAAUCAAAGGUGGUACCAUCAUCAGACUGCAACACAUGAGGACCAGAAAAUGGUUACAUAGUCACUUGCUAAAUAUUCUAGACAUUGUGCCAAAUCCUGAACAUCUUUAUUUCAUGGAGAAACUUCCUGUUACGCUAUCAUAUGCUCAAGCUUCUGUUUUGCUUUGCAUGUGCUUGCAGAGAAAGGACAUAUCUGUUAUUGAGAUUUUUUAUGUUGCUUUACGUCUUUGUGAUUGGAAAGAUAUGGAGAAUGAUUUGCCAACUCAUGAAAUCCAAUCAUGUCGCAAAUUGGACUUUGAAGAUGUUGACUCGCAGGAGAUAAAUGAUAAUGCCUUAUCUCUUUGUAUUACUGAUGGCAAUCAAUGA
This is a messenger RNA of Coffea arabica (coffee), 669 nucleotides long. The record is from RefSeq and is a predicted model, not a curated record. Lineage: Eukaryota; Viridiplantae; Streptophyta; Magnoliopsida; Gentianales; Rubiaceae.